Messenger RNA from Hypoxylon fragiforme, 877 nucleotides. RefSeq lists its product as uncharacterized. The record is from RefSeq and is a predicted model, not a curated record. Lineage: Eukaryota; Fungi; Ascomycota; Sordariomycetes; Xylariales; Hypoxylaceae. The coding region runs from base 1 to 696 and encodes 231 amino acids. The transcript is spliced from 3 exons.
AUGUCCCUUGCGCAACAACGGGCCGCAGACAUCGGAGACCGGUGCUCGUACAGAGGCCACUGCCGGUGGGAUCGUCUGACGGUCACCAUGAUGGCUCCGCGAACCCACCACGAGCAGCUGGCAACAUGCCUCGAAUUAAACACACCGGGUGCCGCAGAGGGCACCAGCAGCAGAGCGGCCUUCACGCGGCGGCGAAACAAAAAGAGUUUGGGAAGACUGUCCCUGGCCUGGCCGAACAGAAAUGGUCAAAGCGAAGGGUGGUGGGAGACAAACUACUACUCACACCCCUCAUCGCGGCUCGUGUCGAGAACGAGCAAUAAACAACCUCACGCGCAUCAUCAAACGCGCGGGCAGCAGCAUGAGAAGCAGAAACAGAGCACGAACGACAAGCCUGUAUUCACGCGGCGACACAAAGAAAGGGUUUGGGAAGGACGUUCUUGGCCGACGAGAGGCAACAAUCAACGGUACCAGGCCCGCAUCCACGUCCACGUCCCUUGCGUCUCGCUGCGUCCUGUGGACAGCUCCAUCAGCUCAAGGAAGACUAGCACUAUGCCACUUAUACUCGGUUCUUCUCCGUCUCUCUCUCUCUCACCGAAUCCGGACAAAAUGGCUAAGACCACGGGCGGUGGGGAGUUGUUGAACUACUCGCCUGUCACCAUGAAGGCUCGCUCGCGUCAAGGCCGACGAAGACGAUGAUGACCAUGGGGCGCGCGGGAACAAACUACCACUCCCACUCCCACUAUUCCUCGCGGCUCGCACCUACCGAGCACGCACGCGCAGAAAGAGCAGCAGCAGCGGGAAGAACAGGGGGGAGGGGAUUUCCAAACCCCAUACUUAUUCCCGCGUGGACAUACUAUCUAUCUAUCUAUCUAUCUGG